UCUACCGAGGGGAGAUGAAUGAAGCAGUGUUCUCUGCUUCACUGUUAUGAAAAUUUCGAGAAAGUCCUGCCCACAGUGAUUAUUUGCAUAAACUUACUUGCACUUCUUUCACUUUUAAUAACUUUUAGGUAUAACAAUACUUAUGUCGUUGUCGCUUGAGUUAUUUUGAAUAAUUUUUGGAUCGGCAACUUGUGAGACUAUGACCGCAACUCGGUAAAUUAGAAAUGCGCCAAUUUCAAGAUUUCAUCCUAUAAUUACCGCUUACGGUUAUUUAAUACUGCAUUGUAUGUGCGUAAUUAUGCAGGAAUCAUAUGAGGAACACGUGAAAAAACGUAGGGCAGAAAACAGAGAAUUAUUGAAAUCACUGGGAAUACUUAAUGUGUAAAACUUGUUGCAUCUGUAUCUGAAAUGAGAGUCCCAUCAGUAGGCAAGCAGAUAAGACCAUUGAACAUCAGCAGUUCAACUUGCAUUUCAAAUGGCGGUGGAUAGGUUGACUACUCAUGUGUGUUUCUCUUUAUGUAUUAUAAUUUUUGAAUGGUGCUCUUGAGAAGGUUUUCCAUAAAAGAAUCCCUCCCUAGAGAAAAUUCACAUUUCCACAAAUCUGAAUCUACUCCUGAUACUGUCAAGCACAAAACUCCCAAGAAGCCACGAAAUAAAUCAUUAAUCCUUUCUAGUGAAGCACUUAGAAGAUCAAAUCGCUUACUUGGGAAGGUACCACCUCGUGUGGAGGAACUGCCAGAGGAAGAAACACAGAAUAGCAUCAGAACUCCAAUAUAUACUAUUCAAAAGCCAAAAAGAGAAAAUGUAUUUGGUGCUGUGCCAGAUAUUCCUGUUGGAACAAUAUUUAGUACAAGGUUGGAGGCAUCACAUGCUGGAGUACAUAGGCCUACUGUUGCUGGAAUUCAUGGGAAUCCUUCCCUAGGCUGUUACUCUCUUGCUUUAUCUGGAGGUUAUGAAGAUGAUAAAGAUCUUGGUGAAAGUUUUAUUUAUACUGGAGAAGGUGGAAGAGAUUUAAAGGGAACGAAAGCAAACCCGAAGAAUUUAAGGACUGCUCCACAGUCUAAAGAUCAAGUACUAGAAAGAGGAAAUUUAGCAUUAGUACGAAAUAUAGAAAAGAAGCUUCCUGUUCGAGUUCUUCGAGGUUAUAAACUCAAAAGUGAAUUUGCUCCAGAAGAAGGCUACAGAUAUGAUGGUUUAUAUAGAGUUAUAGGGUAUUACUCUACCACAGGAUUAUCUGGAUUUAAUGUUUACAAAUUUCGCAUGGAACGAAUAGAAGAUCAAGAACCUCCACCAUGGACUAUGUCUGAAAAGAAGGAAAAUUCUGAGGUUGUUGUUGAUUGCUCAUCAAACAAAGAAAAUAUUUCAAAUGAUGAAAAUUAAUACUUUGUGGAUAGCUGUAAGUACACGUAAUAUUAGUCUAGAUCACUGAGCAUGUUUCAUUUCAAAAUUUUGACAGUGUUAUGCUUCAAAAAAUUUUGCAGGACUUUAAAACUGUGUUCAAUAUGAAUUUCUAAUGUAUUGUUCAUCAAUUGACUAGAAUUCUUGAAUAUGUCUGAAUUAAAAAUUUUGACAAUGUUAUGAUUUUAAAAUUAUAUGCAAUAUGAAUUUAUAAUGUGUUGUUCAUCAACUGAUUACUCAAGUGCCUUAUAUAACAAAUUAUUGUAGUUAUAUUUUGACAGAAGAAUUUUAAAAUUAUAGAUAUUUUAGAACUAUUUUAAAUGUAUGCUUAUGCUGAUUUAAGUACAAAUAAAGCUUAA
Stegodyphus dumicola is the source of this 1757-nucleotide messenger RNA. RefSeq lists its product as uncharacterized. The record is from RefSeq and is a predicted model, not a curated record. Gene Ontology annotation, molecular function: ubiquitin protein ligase activity. Gene Ontology annotation, biological process: protein ubiquitination; negative regulation of gene expression via chromosomal CpG island methylation. NCBI's taxonomy places the organism in Eukaryota, Metazoa, Arthropoda, Arachnida, Araneae, Eresidae.